UCUGAUUAAAACGUGCUACAACAAAGUGCGUUGAUUUUCAACGUCAGUAGUGAACGUUUCGUGUGAUUUAUUCGUUGAUAUUAAGUAAAUAUUCUUCUAAUCUUGAAGAAAAAUGACAAAGAACGAGGAGAAAUUUGAUGGAAUGUUGCUGGCUAUGGCUCAGCAACACGAAGGCGGUGUGCAAGAGCUUCUAGACACAAUCUUCAGUUUUCUUGCGAGGAAAACGGAUUUCUAUACGGGAGGAGGGGAAGGAGCUGCAGAGAAGCUUGUUAUGAGCAAAUUUAAAAAGCACGAAGCUACGGCUGUUACCAAAGCAGCUAGUGAAAAGGCAGAGCGUGCAGAGCAAGAGAGACGUCGCAAAGAAAGAAUAGAAAAGAGGAAGAAAGAAGAAAAGGCUAAGGAGGAAAAGUUCUACUCAGAGUCAAAGAUUGUCGAACUGACUGAUGAACAGGCUGUUAAGUUACAAGAAGAGAUAGACAAUAAGAAAUCGGCAAAAGAAUCACUUGCUGUUCCUGGUCCAAGUGGUGAUAAUGAUUAUAAUAGUCAUAAUGCGCAUAAUGGUGAUAAUGCGCAUCAUGGUAAAAAGGAUGACAUGGAAGAUGAGGAAGAAGAUGAAAAGGAAAAGAACAAACUUCGGCCUAACAGUGGAAAUGGAGCAGAUUUGCCCAAUUACAGAUGGACUCAGACACUUCAGGAUUUGGAGAUCAAAGUGCCUCUGAAAGUGAACUUCUCGGCCAGGCCCAAGGACGUUGCCGUGACGAUGACGAAGAAGCACCUGACCUGUGGCAUCAAGGGUCAGCCGCCGAUCAUCGACGGUGAUUUUCCACACGAAGUCAAAGUGGAAGAAUCCACUUGGGUGAUCGAGGAUGGAAAAUUGCUAUUGAUCAAUCUGGAGAAGGUGAACAAAAUGCAAUGGUGGGCGCACGUGGUGGUCUGUGACCCAGAGAUCAGCACGAAGAAGGUAAAUCCUGAGCCUAGUAAACUCUCCGAUCUCGACGGUGAAACCAGAGGUCUAGUGGAGAAGAUGAUGUACGACCAGAGACAGAAGGAACUGGGCCUGCCAACGUCCGACGAACAGAAAAAGCAAGAUGUGAUCAAAAAGUUCAUGGAACAGCAUCCUGAGAUGGACUUCUCUAAGUGCAAAUUCAACUGAAACGAUUCAACUAAUUUGUAAAUGACCGAAUGUUCAAGGUUUCCCGAAACUGAUUAUACAGAAGAUACGAGAAAAAUAUGAUAUAAAAACAGAAGGAAAAUAUUAUCGAUAUAUGCCGUCGCAAAUCCAGUGAAACUCUUUAUGGUACUUUGUUAAAUGUCACGACAUAGCCUGCACUAAUUAGUUUGCGUACCACGCGUCCCUGGAGUGUUACCAAGCGCGAGAGAUGGCACCACGAUCCAGUCAAACAUUGGAUCCGUCGUUAUGGUAAAGAAUUUUCUAGAUUUUCAAUAACGCUCGCUUGACACUUCCAUUUUCUUUUCCUUCGACUAUCUUCGAAGCGUUCGGUUUCGAUUAAUGCUCUAAAACGAGUACAAUAUCGGUCUGCACAAAUGUAUAUUGUACGAUUUUUUUCACGUUACAUUUCAUAUAAUUUGAAUAAAGAAUAUGAGGAAGAAAGAGA
This is a messenger RNA of Bombus pyrosoma, 1616 nucleotides long. RefSeq names its product nuclear migration protein nudC (gene nudC). Gene Ontology annotation, biological process: protein folding. The transcript is spliced from 7 exons. The record is from RefSeq and is a predicted model, not a curated record. Gene Ontology annotation, cellular component: cytoplasm. NCBI's taxonomy places the organism in Eukaryota, Metazoa, Arthropoda, Insecta, Hymenoptera, Apidae. Bases 113 to 1153 code for a protein of 346 amino acids.